This is a messenger RNA of Polyodon spathula (Mississippi paddlefish), 1226 nucleotides long. RefSeq names its product transcription factor HES-4-B-like. Gene Ontology annotation, biological process: regulation of neurogenesis; anterior/posterior pattern specification; regulation of transcription by RNA polymerase II. Gene Ontology annotation, cellular component: nucleus. The record is from RefSeq and is a predicted model, not a curated record. The transcript has 4 exons. Gene Ontology annotation, molecular function: RNA polymerase II cis-regulatory region sequence-specific DNA binding; DNA-binding transcription factor activity, RNA polymerase II-specific; protein dimerization activity. Bases 298 to 1185 code for a protein of 295 amino acids. NCBI's taxonomy places the organism in Eukaryota, Metazoa, Chordata, Actinopteri, Acipenseriformes, Polyodontidae.
AGAGAGCUAUAAAUACCAGAAGCGUGCUGCAGGAUGAGAGAGAGCGCAGCCCUGCAAGAAACAGCUAGAGAGUGCAUGACAGACCUGCACUCGCAGUGAUACAGCUGGCACUGGUCUCAGUCUGCUUUUCAGAUUUUACAUACACACACCCCCCCCCCCCCCCCCCCCCAAAAAAAAAAAAAAAAAAAAGUCGAUUAACGCUGCAAAGUUAACGCGAUAUACCCGCUAGUGAUCUACAACUUUUGCAAACUAUUUUAUAAGGAUACCUGCUUGAUCAAUACGCCUGCUCACAGGAAAAUGCCAGCCGACAGCAUGGAGAAAUCCACAGCAUCCCCAACUGCUGGCGCGCCCGCAAUCGCUGCUCAAUCGCCGGACAAGCCAAAGAGUGCAAGCGAACACAGAAAGUCAUCCAAACCCAUCAUGGAGAAGCGCCGCAGAGCGAGGAUUAAUGAAAGCCUUGGGCAGCUCAAGACACUGAUUCUGGACGCGCUUAAAAAAGAUAGUUCCAGACACUCAAAGCUUGAAAAAGCCGACAUCCUUGAGAUGACUGUGAAACACCUGCGGAACCUGCAGCGUGCCCAAAUGACUGCAGCUCUCACUGCUGAUCCAACAGUCAUGGGAAAAUACCGGGCUGGAUUUAACGAGUGCAUGAACGAGGUGACCCGGUUCCUCUCCACUUGCGAAGGGGUUAACACCGAGGUCAGGUCCCGGCUCCUGAACCACUUGUCCGGCUGCCUUGGUCAGAUGAUCGCCAUGAACUACCCACAGCCCGCAGGGCUCCAACCGGCCCACCUAGCGCAGCCCCUGCACGUCCAGCUCCCGUCAGCAGCGACGGCCCCCCUCAACGGAGUCUCCAUGCCCGGCAAGCUCAGUCCGGCCGAAGCGAUCUCCCCAAAAGUGUACGGCGGCUUUCAGCUUGUUCCCGCAACGGACGGACAGUUUGCUUUCCUGAUUCCCAACCCUGCCUUCGCGUCCGCCACCACCCCGGUUAUUCCACUCUACGCCAACGCGCCGGUGGCAGUCAGCGCCAGCCCUGUGCGUGCCAACGCAGCGCCAGCCGUGACGUCUCCCAUCCAGGGGAUGACGUCAUUCGGACUCGGAGUCUCCGGUGUUUCCCGAGCUGUCAGCCCCAUGGGUAUCGUGAGCACCGGCCCGGAGAGCGAGUCUGUGUGGAGACCUUGGUGAAGAAAACAGCAUAGGCCUGCUCCCUACACUUAGAAAGACUU